This is a messenger RNA of Drosophila erecta, 888 nucleotides long. RefSeq lists its product as uncharacterized. The transcript has 4 exons. Gene Ontology annotation, molecular function: chitin binding. Gene Ontology annotation, cellular component: extracellular region. The record is from RefSeq and is a predicted model, not a curated record. Bases 34 to 846 code for a protein of 270 amino acids. Lineage: Eukaryota; Metazoa; Arthropoda; Insecta; Diptera; Drosophilidae.
GACAGUGAGCGGUAGCAGUUCGGAAGUCCAAAAAUGUCUCAAAGGAUUGAAAGUGUGGUGAAAGGACUGGUGUUGGUGCUUCUGGCUUUUAUGGUGGCCCAAACGGUGUCCGAUUGCAAUGUCUGUCAAUCAAAUCAAGUGGCCUGCAUCAACUCGACUUCCUUUUACUUGUGCUUUGGCGAUGGAACCCCUCACCGUGAUCAGCUAUACCAUUGCCUAGAAGGAUUCGACUGCACCAAUCUCACGGCCAUUUGUGUUCAGAAGAGCAGCCAGCGUCCUCCAAGCUGCGGUGAUACCUCGCAAUGCGGCCAGUGCAAUGCCAAUCGAAAUUACCUAUUCGCGUGCCAGAGUCGUGGCAUCUUCCAGAUGUGCUAUGGAGCCACUAGACCCACUGGCAAGUUUGGCUACUGCCCCACGGGCACGGUUUGUGAUGCCAGCAGCACUUCGAUUUGUGUGCCCGAGGUCGCGGGUCAAACGCUGACCUGUGACAUAAAUGACGAGCUGGUGGACACCACCACUGCGGCAUCCGUGACCACCGACGGUACCACUGAAAGUACCACUGAAAGUAGCACUGUGGGCAGCACUGAAAGCAGCACUGGUUCUACUGUAACCACCGAGACGCCCACUACAGUGAUACCUCCAACUGCCGCCCAGAUGUGUGCGCGAAUAAAUGCCACAGGUCUGUUUCCCAGCAUUCCUGCAGAUCCCUAUUGUCAGCGCUACGUUAGUUGCUAUUUUAAAAAUAACGUUCUUAUCAACUCCGCGGAAUACAACUGCCCAACGGAUUCCUGGUUCGUUGCUCAAACUCAGAGUUGUGUCUACGUAAAUCCCGGCUACUGUCUGUAGUUUCAGCGCAAUUUAAAUAAACCGUCAAAUACUCUUUGCCUA